UCAGGGCUCCGCCCGCCCCGCGCCUGCGCGGUGCCGCGCUGCUCCCGCCGUGCCCCGCGCUGCCGCCGCAGCCCCGAGCGGAGCGGAGCGGAGAUGGCGCUGCACGUCCCCAAGGCCCCGGGCUUCGCCCAGAUGCUCAAGGAGGGCGCGAAGCAUUAUUCAGGACUGGAGGAAGCUGUCUACAGAAACAUCCAGGCAUGCAAAGAACUUGCUCAAACCACCCGUACAGCAUAUGGACCAAAUGGAAUGAACAAAAUGGUUAUCAAUCAUCUUGAAAAGCUUUUUGUUACAAAUGAUGCUGCUACUAUCCUGAGAGAGUUAGAGGUCCAGCAUCCUGCUGCGAAAAUGCUUGUGAUGGCUUCACACAUGCAAGAACAAGAGGUUGGAGAUGGAACAAAUUUUGUCCUUGUUUUUGCUGGAGUUCUUCUGGAGUUAGCAGAGGACCUUCUGAGGAUGGGGUUGUCUGUCUCAGAGGUGAUUGAGGGAUAUGAAAAGGCUUGCAAGAAAGCCCUGGAAAUUCUCCCAGAUCUGGUGUGCUGUUCUGCAAAGAACCUCCGAGAUGUUGAGGAAGUGGCAUCUUUGUUGUCCACGUCAGUCAUGAGCAAACAAUACGGCAAUGAACGGUUCUUGGCAAAGCUUAUUGCUCAGGCCUGUGUUUCUAUUCUUCCCGAUUCUGGUCAUUUCAAUGUUGAUAAUAUCAGAGUGUGCAAAAUUGUGGGUGCUGGUAUUUCUGCUUCCUCAGUACUGCAUGGCAUGGUUUUUAAAAAAGAAACUGAAGGAGAUGUUACUUCUGUCAAAGAUGCAAAAAUAGCUGUGUAUUCCUGCCCUUUUGAUGGUAUGAUAACUGAAACUAAGGGCACCGUCCUAAUAAAGAAUGCUGAAGAACUGAUGAAUUUCAGUAAAGGAGAAGAAAAUCUCAUGGAUUUGCAAGUCAAGGCUAUUGCUGAUAGUGGUGCAAACGUAGUAGUAACAGGUGGCAAAGUGGCAGACAUGGCUCUUCAUUAUGCCAACAAGUACAAUCUUAUGUUAGUAAGGCUGAACUCCAAGUGGGAUCUGAGAAGACUGUGCAAAACUGUUGGUGCAACAGCCCUACCCAGACUGACUCCCCCUACUCUUGAAGAAAUGGGUCACUGCAAUAGUGUGUAUUUAUCAGAGGUUGGGGAUACACAGGUUGUGGUGUUUAAGCAUGAAAAGGAGGAUGGAGCCAUUUCUACUAUCCUCAUUCGUGGAUCUACAGACAAUCUGAUGGAUGACAUAGAGAGAGCCGUGGAUGAUGGUGUCAAUACUUUCAAAGUGCUCACAAGGGAUAAACGUCUUGUUCCUGGAGGUGGUGCAACAGAGAUUGAAUUAGCCAAGCAGAUCACAUCUUAUGGAGAGACUUGUCCUGGGCUUGACCAGUAUGCCAUCAAGAAGUUUGCUGAGGCAUUUGAAGCCAUUCCUCGAGCACUGGCAGAAAACUCUGGGGUAAAGGCUAAUGAGGUCAUCUCCAAGCUUUAUGCCAUGCAUCAGGAAGGGAAGAAGAAUGUUGGAUUUGAUAUUGAGGCUGAAGCUGCUGCAGUGAAGGACAUGUUGGAAGCUGGCGUGUUAGACACGUAUCUUGGAAAGUUCUGGGGUAUCAAGCUAGCUACAAAUGCAGCAGUAACUGUCCUAAGGGUUGAUCAGAUUAUUAUGGCAAAAACAGCAGGCGGUCCAAAAGCCCCUAAGCAACAAGGACAUUGGGAUAAGGAUGACUGGAAAGAUGAGCCUGAAAACUAGAGUGCAGUAAGCUCUGUUUCUCUAGCAGAGAGGUAUCUGUGAGUGCAUGCAUGAGUUCAUUGACAAGCACAUGGCAGAUUGUAUGCUCCUUGAGAACACAUAACACUGCUGUCUUCUGCUGUGUGCUGAUUGCUAUCCUGUGUUUGUGCCCUUUGCAAAUGGAUUCUGCUCCUGAAUCCAAAUUUUCAUGGAAGGGAUGAUGUGCAAGUGCAAGUUCAGAUUUACCUUACUUGUCCAUGUAGCCAGAGCAGGGAAUGAGCUUUAACAUGGUAGGACUGAUGGACUUCAUGGUUUUAAAGUGUGAUACUUAAGAGACAAUAAUUGAGAACAAUAGCUUGAUAAUCCUUUCUGUAAUGUGCACCCUGUAAACUAGUCUGCUGUUGGCCUAUUUAAGCACUCACUUUCUGUAGACUAACUGAAAUCUUACUUUGCAUGCAAAAAUGAGGUAAAAUACCUUUUUUUACUGUAUCAGGGCUCAGCCUCUACCAUUCUCAAGAAAAAAAAAAAGAAAAAGUUGUUAAUAUGUCAAUUAGAUAGAUACUCACUGGCUUGGGUUCAGAGUAGGGAAGUUGCAUGAAUGUAGUGAAUGCUAGCAGCCAGCAUCCUGCGGCUGUAGAAGAGGGAUACAAGUCUGAUUU
Molecule: messenger RNA, 2393 nt
Organism: Passer domesticus (house sparrow)
Lineage: Eukaryota; Metazoa; Chordata; Aves; Passeriformes; Passeridae
Gene: CCT8
Product: chaperonin containing TCP1 subunit 8
Exons: 15
Coding region: 94-1755 (553 amino acids)
Biological process (GO): protein folding
Cellular component (GO): chaperonin-containing T-complex
Molecular function (GO): ATP-dependent protein folding chaperone; ATP binding; ATP hydrolysis activity
Source: RefSeq, a predicted model, not a curated record